UUUGUUUAUCUGGAAAACUCCGGACUUUAGUCUGAAAACUUACUUCGUUAUUCAGAGUUCUUUUGGAAAAUAUGGCCCAACCGUACGUGAUUCGUGUGAUGGAAGAAUUGGGUUGGGGCUCCAGCGAUCGCAGCUUCAUUCCGAUAGCAAACGAUGAGAAUAAAAAGCUGUUGGAACUAGUGAACCGAUUGGGUGAUAAGAAAACAGCUUGUACUGAACGCAUCCAGGAUAGCGGCAGACGGCUGGCUAAUCUGCAGCAGCACUGGAAAAGUGCCCAGGUCGAGUUCGAUCAGAACCAGAAACUACUGACAGCGGACAAGAGUCAGAUCGAUGCCGAACAUGGCAUGCUCAAGCUGUCGGAAAACGAAAGCGGCAGGCUGCGGAAAAUGGCCAAAGAGGCACAGUACACCCAGGCGGAGCUGGAGCAGCAUGACCAACGAUCGCAGAAGGAAAUGAAGAAACUCACCGCCAACAUGGAGCGACUUACGGAACGCAUCAAAUGGGCUAAGGCAGCGCUGGUGGAGUGGCAGCAGGUGAUGGGCAACGGUGAGGAAACGAACAAGCUGAUCGCAAAAUAUUGCCGCCUGGACGCAGGUCGUGCGGAAAGCCUUGAAGCUCGACGGAAAAUCCUAGAGGACAAAGUAUCCCGUAGACGUACUACGCUGGUUAACCUAACCGAGGAAUAUCGCUCACUGGAGCAGGUACUGGAGCGCACGGCCCAGUUAUACCGACAGGCUCACCAGGAACGCCGCCAUCUGGUACUGACGUGGAAGGAGGCUGUCAAGCACAUGAACCAACGAGAGGAGGACAUCAAAGUAGUGGAAGCGGAAAUUGAACGGGCGCGCGAGUUGAGUGAUCUGUUGAAUCAAGAUCUGCAGGCGCAAGCGGAGUUUUUGGAAGAACAACAACGAAACAACAAGGAGAUUGAACUGAACAUCGCGGAGUUGAACGUUGAAGUGUCGAAGCUUCGCAAUCGUUCAAAUGCUUUGACCGACAGUGUACAGUUGAAGACAAAUGAGUACCAAGUGACGCGGAAGACUGUGCAAAACGUAUCGAACAAACUGACUGGAAUGCGCAAUAGGAACCGGCAGGCGUUGAUAGAGGAAGCGGAAAAGGAGAAGCAGAUUCAAACGAAUUUAGAUCAAGUGGAAGAGCUACGAGACAAGUAUGAAAAUUUCAAAAGUAAAACACUGUGUGCGCAGGAAAGGUUGAGACAACUGAACGAGAUUGUAGAACAGGAAGAGAAGCAGAUGAAAAUGUUGAGUGACGAAACGGCCCGACUGUCGAGUGCGCUCUAUCGAGCUCAGACCCAGUUGGUGGCAAUGAAAGACGAAGAUAAGCUGAUAAAAAUCGAAAUAGUUUCACUGGAAUCGGGCAUAGUAAAAAUCAAGGCGGCAAUGAAGUUACAGGAGCGUGAGAUUAUUCGUCAAACCGAAAUUUCCUACAGUGUGGAUUUUAAAAUGGAGAAGAUAGAGGAGAGAAUUGCUAAUAUGAAGGGGGAAAACAAGCAGGAAGGAGCGAAUAUAGCGCACGCCAAAUUGAUGCAAGCCGAAGCGGUCUAUCUAAGCAGGAAGCAAAAUUAUUCGCUUCUGCAGGCGCAAAUUGCCAAGGUCCAGAUUGAUUUUCGGCACCUCAACACAGUUUUCCAGCAGGAUAGCACGGACAUUGAACGAAUGACUGGUAAGCUAAAGGAGAAACUGUUGAUUGUGGAGGGAGGCGAGAAAAAAUUACGCCAGGUUACCACAGAAAACCAGGAGAGGUUAGUGGAGAAGAGCUUGCUGAAGAUGAGAAUUCAUCAGAUGGAGUCACGUGUAGACAAGCAGAACAACAAAAUGUACACACUGGAGCGCCAUCGAAUGGAGCUGGAAACCGCGAUUAAUGAGCGGUUGAUUGACAUUCGCUCGCAGAAGGACAUGCUACUGUUGAAGAAAAAAUAUCUGCAGGAAGAACGGGCUCAGUUGAAGGCAGAUAUUUCGGAGAGAGCUCUGAAAAUCGAGCAGUUGAAAAACCGUUACGAGCUUUCACUGGAUUUAUUGGGUAAAAACGACGAUGGAACUACGGUGACGGCCACUCAGAUUAAAAUUCAAACUGCUCAGGAAAAAUAUAUGCUUCUGAGAGAGGGCAGUGAGUUGAACGUGAAAAUUCUCAAGUCCGAGGAGGAUCUUAAAGCACUGGAGAACACAUUGAAGUUGAUGAACUUCACGAAUGAAACCUACAAGCGUGGUUUCCAGACGGUUGAUGAGGAUAACCCGGAUAUUCAGCAGAUGCAGCAGAUACAGAGUGACUACUGUAGAGCUUUGAGCGCAUUACGGAGCGUCCGAACUGAUUUGGCAUUGAAUACUGAAAAUUUACAUAAUUUAAACGAGGAAAGAGAGGAGAAUGAUAAAGCAUUGGAAGCGACACAAAAAACCCGCCUCGAUAACAACGAUAUAUUGCUUAAGAUUCAAAAAGAGCUGCUCGAUCAAAAGACAAAAAUUCAGCGUGCAGAGCGCGAACUUCGAUUGGCGGUGAAAGCGGCGAAAGCGAAAACUAACGACGAGGAUCUGCUGGUCACUUUCCAGAAAGAUUUGAAUCUUAAGGAACUGGAGGAACGGAACGACAUGGUAUUGCAUCAAAUAGCCGACCUAAUCGAGCAGAUUCCGGAGAUGAAUCCUACAGUGAAUAAGUACUUCUAUGAUAAGGCGUUACGACUGCCGAUGGUGCGACUUGCCAAAAGUCAGAUUUCGUGGCGCAGCGAUAACUCUCCGGGGUCGGAGUACAGUGUUCAUGGCGAUACGCCUUCUUCGAAACCUAUGUCAAAGAUAUCUGCCUGUUCUGCUUCGAGUCGAUCGUCGGACUCAUCGGAGAAUAUUGCCAAAUCGUUCGACAACAGGAUGAGCGCCGGACUUUCGGUAAUUCUGAUCGACUUUCCCGGAGCAAGCGUUAAGAAAUCGCAAAGCCCAACGAAAAAAUAGGCCUAUCAUUGUGGAGAGUUCUUUUUUGUUCUUGUACGGAGGCAAAAUCUUUCGCAAGAUAUUCAUCGAUCGACGAUCAUCAUCAAGUUUAUUUUUCUGGCGUUUAUAUAAUACGGUUGGCUUAAUCCAUUUUUUCUGGUAUUAGUAAAAUCUAGUAUUAUCAAUCCUAGAUGUUUGAUAAUGCUUAGCGUAAGAAAAAAAAACAAACAAACGAAAAAUGUUCAACAUUUACAUGCAUUAGUUCGUGUGGUUUGUUGUCUGGGUUUAAAUGUGUGUUGUGACUAUAAUCGAUUCCACCGUUUUGUGUCCAUUUUGACAGUAUAUAUAUAUCAAGCUAAAUAUCGCACUAGGUUUCACGUAUUAAUAGUUGGUAGAACGGGUAAAUAUGACCCUCUAACUUCGGUUCUACCCUAUACAAAUAUUCGAAGGAUUGCGCGCAAAUCUUCAACCGUGGUUCGCAAAAAAAACGGCUGAAAUAAAUCACGUUCAGGCUGCCUAAUUGUAUCACUUAAUUUGUGUUUGUGUUUAUGUUUCUCUUAUUUGUUAUUGAAUUGUAAAUUCACACUUCGCCCUGCUAGUACAUAACGACUAAUUUAUGUAUGUAUAUAGAUUUCCUUAAAUGCAAACGGUUCUUCUU
This is a messenger RNA of Wyeomyia smithii (pitcher-plant mosquito), 3591 nucleotides long. It is a transcript of the gene Ccdc39, whose product is annotated as coiled-coil domain-containing protein 39. The coding region runs from base 72 to 2954 and encodes 960 amino acids. The transcript has 3 exons. The record is from RefSeq and is a predicted model, not a curated record. Gene Ontology annotation, biological process: cilium-dependent cell motility; inner dynein arm assembly; cilium movement. Lineage: Eukaryota; Metazoa; Arthropoda; Insecta; Diptera; Culicidae. Gene Ontology annotation, cellular component: axoneme.